Messenger RNA from Drosophila busckii, 1593 nucleotides. Its product is annotated as myb-like protein AA. The transcript has 4 exons. Lineage: Eukaryota; Metazoa; Arthropoda; Insecta; Diptera; Drosophilidae. The coding region runs from base 115 to 1488 and encodes 457 amino acids. The record is from RefSeq and is a predicted model, not a curated record.
UUUGCACUGAGCAAACAUUAAAACAAACAACAGUAACAAUAUUUUUUUUUUUUACAAGUUUUCUCUGCUGAGACACUAAAAUUCGAGUACAAACCACAAGCUAGGUGCAAAUAAAUGGCGAACACGAGGGAGGAUAUCAAAGGUCUUCUCACUGCCAAGAGCAGCCAAAUUAAACGUUUUAGCCAGGCUAGCCAAAAGAGUAGGGAUAGCAAUGUAAGCAGAAUUAAAACGGACGAACAGCAACCAAAACUAAAAAAACAGCAGCAGCAGCAGCAACAACAACAACAACAACAACAACAGCAACAGCAGCAGCAACAACAACCACUUGGAUUCCAUCAUCGUGGCAAAAAUACAUCGAGCAGCAUAAUUAGCAAUAACGCGCAUCUUCGGCCACGCGCUGGACUGCGAGGAAAAUCGUAUUGGAAGGAUGUGAUUGCCGAGGUCGAAUUUGCCGUGCACUGUGUCUCACAGCCACGCAUACCCGUAAUCGAUUACUCGGUGGUGCUGCCCCCACGCCUCAGGGAGCGCGUCAAGCACAUACAAACGUAUGAUUACUCCAACUCGGACGAUGUUGUUUUCAUACGCGAGGAUAUGCGCGAGGAGCGGCCGUUCGACUACCAAAUUGAAAGCGAACAGGAUGAGGAGGAGGGACAGGAGGACGGCGCACACGGCGCAGAGCAUGGACGCAAAAAGGUCGAGGAGGUAUUCAAUGAAAGUCAACAUUCGGACAUUGUGCGCAUGGAUCAUGAAUUUGAAAAGUUUGACCUGAAGCUAGACGAGCCAGUUGGUCAUACGCAUCGCAAGCUGGACAAGACCAGUUGGUUUGCCAAAUAUUUGUGUGCGGGGCGUGAGGAGCGCAUUGCGUGGGAAUCGCGCGUAGAGCGCUCCAAGCCCGAGGACUUGGUUUACACUCUAGAUGAGCAGGCGGAGAAUCUAAUGGAUGCGUCAGCUGAGCGCUUUAUCCACUGGCUCAACUCCAUUGGCACCAUGGACACCACCAUGACGCCCGAAAAGGUUAAAAACUUAUUUUCCAUCAAAGGCGAUCGCACGCUGCUUGCCUCAGUCAAAACAGAUCCCAAAGAAGUUAAUGCCAUAGCUCAGACCGUAGCUGACAAAUGGAAUAAGCCGCAUAUGGCCAUUGAAUUGAAAUAUGAGAAGCAUAUUAACGAGCAUGCGAUGCGUGUUACUCAGAAGCCUUUGCUUUCCGCCUUUGGACGCACUGUGCCGCUCAAGGAACGGCCAUGGGUGAAGCGUUCUGGGGACAAGGUCAUUGAGACUGUCUAUCCACAGGAUCUGCUGACGCGUGAGAAAAUCUUUAAGGGCAUCACUCACUUGCGUAGCACAACGGCGCUCAUCGAUUUCUAUCUGAACAAUCCUAAAUUGGCGCGACCAUUGUAUCUGUUGCAGAGUGGCGACUUCCAGGAAAUGAGCACCAGCGAAUCUGUCAUGGAGGUGCCACUCUAUGAGUACUUGGGACUACGUUAUUAAAAGCUGCAUUUUUAAAUCAAAUAUGUAUUGUGUGAACAUGAAAAUAUAAACUGCAAUUCCAAUUGCAAUUGGGCCACUUGCCAAACUGGCAAUUAGCUAUUUAGG